Molecule: messenger RNA, 651 nt
Organism: Cetraspora pellucida
Lineage: Eukaryota; Fungi; Glomeromycota; Glomeromycetes; Diversisporales; Gigasporaceae
Source: the annotation of a GenBank genome assembly
AUGCCAACUUCUUUAAAUCUUAAUAUAAGUGAACAAAGUUCGAAAAGUGAAGAAAUUUUGCUACAAGACUUAUCAACUUAUAAGAAUAAGUGUAUAUUUUAUAAUAACUUUCCAUAUAUUAGAGCUAUGUAUAGAACAGGUAGCAGAGAUUUUUGGAAAACUUAUAAAGUAAUUAAACUUGGUUAUUAUCUACCCGUUUCAAAAUUUACUCGCAAAAUAAGUUAUCAGAUUCCCAACAACUAUGAGAUCAAAACUAAUUUAGCAGGACUAACUGUAAGAUGUAAAACCCAAUAUCAACAAGCUGGUAAUAUUAAUUAUACAAUUAGUUGGAUAAAUUCCUAUGGUAAUACAGUAUCAAGCGAUAGUACAAUUUCUGCAAGUAAUGUUGGAGUUAAAUUUUUAAUGGAUAUUUCAAGAAUGGAAGCACCUAAUCAUGGCAAGCAUCCUUAUAUAGAAUUAAAAUUUAAUUCACAAAAAAAAAAACGAAUUAAGCUAGCAGCAAAAGAUUUGAAUAUUCAAACAGCAGAACUUUUUUGUAAUCAUCAAUUUGUUAAUUUAUUAGGCAAUAAUAUAGUAAGGCUUGAAUCAGCAAAGCUUAAGAUUGCAAAUACGGAUAUAACUCUUGAUUAUCAGCUUAAAAAUGAAAAUUAA